This is a messenger RNA of Hylaeus anthracinus, 3662 nucleotides long. It is a transcript of the gene CaMKI, whose product is annotated as calcium/calmodulin-dependent protein kinase type 1. Gene Ontology annotation, molecular function: calcium/calmodulin-dependent protein kinase activity; ATP binding; calmodulin binding. The record is from RefSeq and is a predicted model, not a curated record. The transcript has 8 exons. The coding region runs from base 648 to 1961 and encodes 437 amino acids. Gene Ontology annotation, biological process: protein phosphorylation. NCBI's taxonomy places the organism in Eukaryota, Metazoa, Arthropoda, Insecta, Hymenoptera, Colletidae.
GAGGAACGCGAGAAGCGUGAGCGUACUCGGGGCCAGAAAAGCACGCGAAACAUCAUGAUCCGUCCAAAUAUUAGCAUGCAUUUAUCGGGAACGAGAAAAGGGUAUAUCGCGGCACGAUAAAGUCCGGGUUGGACGAGGCCGACACGUAUAGAGAUCGUAGCUAUCUAUCCGCAUAGUACUACAUAGUACCGUACCGCGAGGGCGCGAGGCCGCGACCCUGAGCCCGAUACGCGAGACGGGGAAUAGAGCGUUUCGGUAGCGGAAUAGUGCGCGGAACAAAUACGUGUCAAACUCGGUCCACGGAUAAGCGAAGUGGAGCAUCGUGCGGUGCACACGGGUGUCUGCUAUCGUUUACGUGCGUAAAGGUCGAGAGUUCAUGAUCAUUCAGCGCCUCGAAACGAUGAUUUUACGAGGCGUUUGACGACGGUCUCUUUCCCCCUUGCUUUUUUUCGUCGGCGUAUGAUCGGAAAUUAAUCAGCGAGAGGCGGCCGUAGAACUCGCGAUUCUGGACGAUUUUCGCUGGACGGUUCCCAUACAUACGCAUAACCUGUCAGGAAUUUCUGGCCCGCUGUCCACGCAGCCACGUUCGAAGAAACUUGGAAAAGUGGUGCGACCGUUGAAUUUCUCUGUAACAGAGGCUCCCGAAGAUGCCGCUCUUCGGUAAAAAGGAUUCGAACAAGAAGAUCAAAAAGGAUGGCAAAGACGACAAGUCGCCUUCCGUUGAAGACAAAUACGUCCUUAAGGAACUCCUCGGAACGGGUGCUUUCUCCGAGGUACGUCUGGCAGAAAGUAAGGACAGGCCCAGUCAGAUGUUCGCAGUGAAGAUUAUAGACAAAAAGGCACUGAAAGGAAAAGAAGACUCCUUAGAAAAUGAAAUCAAAGUGUUGCGGAGGUUAACGCAUCCGAAUAUUGUACAAUUGUUGGAAACAUUCGAAGACAAACAUAAAGUUUAUUUAAUUAUGGAGUUGGUAACUGGCGGCGAACUGUUUGAUAGAAUCGUUGAAAAAGGUUCCUAUACAGAAAAGGAUGCUUCGUACUUGAUAAGACAAGUCCUCGAAGCUGUGGACUACAUGCACGAACAAGGCGUCGUGCAUAGAGAUCUCAAGCCUGAAAAUCUUUUAUAUUAUAGUCCAGACGAAGAUAGUAAGAUUAUGAUUAGCGAUUUUGGUUUAUCGAAAAUGGAAGAUUCUGGUAUCAUGGCAACUGCCUGCGGCACUCCAGGAUACGUUGCUCCAGAAGUUCUAGCGCAAAAGCCAUACGGGAAGGCUGUGGAUGUUUGGAGUAUAGGAGUAAUUUCUUACAUUCUGUUGUGUGGUUAUCCACCAUUUUACGACGAGAACGACGCAAACCUAUUUGCACAAAUCUUAAAAGGUGAAUUUGAAUUUGAUUCGCCAUACUGGGACGAUAUCAGUGACUCCGCUAAGGAUUUCAUUCACAAGUUGAUGUGCGUCAAUGUCGAAGAGCGCUUUACGUGCAAGCAAGCACUCGCACAUCCCUGGAUUUCGGGCAACGCAGCUAGCAAUAAAAAUAUCCACGGCUCCGUAGGAAAGUCUUCCUCUUCUCUCAUGGUUGCAGCAAGCCUACCACGCAGCCACGGUGAUACGUCAAAUGCAACGGCUGGCGCUCAACAGCGGCCAGCAACAGCAGGGUCCAGGAUCAACAGGCCCCUCCAGCGACAACCCCACGCCAUACCCCGAUCAAUCGCAAUCCAACCCCAGUCACCAACCCAGAUCAGUGGAGCCUCAAACCAAUCUCAAUUGAAGGAAACGGUUGACCCGCCAUUACCCGUACCGAGCUCGUUGGCCUCGAAUCCCCUCCCAAUUCCUGUCGCUCCGAAUUCACCGUUAUACUUGCGCAACAAACGCUUCAAGCUGUGGGGUAGCACACGCACCGCUCUGUCUACUCUCUUUCAAACGAACGUGUCGUACCUUAGAAAGCAAAGGAAGCAAAAGAAAAGCUGAGUUACGCUAAAUUUUCUCGUCUAAACGAACAAAAUAUUCAAGCCUUUUAACGGCGUUUUCCCUCUUGCCGCUAUCAUUUAAUCUCGGGCAGGAGCUCGCAUAGAUUUCCAGCUAAUCUGCUUUAUUCGUGGUCUCCUGUGACACGGUUACCACUUAUGUACAUUACAGUCUAUAUAAUAGCCCGCGCGAUAUAAGGCGAUUUUCCGAGUCGUUUUCGUUCGUCGCCUCUCCUAUUCGGUUCUCACUGGCUCUGUCGGAACAGUUUACAAAUAGAUCUACGUUGUGCCGGUACAUAUUAACAAUAGAUAUCGAAUUCGUAGCUAUCAAUAGAAUUUUAUGACGAUAUGUUAAUGGUGUUUGAUUUGAUCGAGUAAGACGCGUAGUUACGUAUACAGAUUAAACUCAGCGGUUUAUGAAAUUUCACGACACGACGUUAAGGAAUCUUGCUGGAUCAAAUCUUAAGUAAACGUGUAAAAACUAACGUGAACAGUACAACGACAAGUUUUUAUCUUUUAUAAAGUCUGGAGUAAUACGAAUAGUGGUUGUCUAGAAGAUUUUUUGCGACCGUAAAAGUCUUGUAUCGUGACAAAUAUGUUUUUAAUUUCGUAAAUGAACGUUUCGCGUUUGGAGCAGCGCUGGGACUUGUACGAUACGUAUCGAUGGUAUUCAAGCGAUACGAUACCAAAGUACUUAAUAGGAAGGUUUUUAGAUACCGAUUCAUUUCAGUUACUCGCGAUUAAGUUCCGAUACCCAUGUAACGAUUCAGUUCAUAUGGUGUAAGUAUCGAAUACCAAGUACAUAGGUAUCAAAACGGUUCCAAGUAACGAUACUUGUUCGUCUGGUAUCAAAGAUGGGUAAAAUUCGUAAAACAUCUUUCCGAAAGAUCUCGAUAAAUCGCAAAUCAUUGUGUUUUAUUUGUCAUCUAUUAUUCAACUAAAAUUUUGCCCAUUUCUGUUUGGUGUCGAUAGUAUCGAUAGUCCCAGCGCUACUUGAACGGAGCAACGGCGAAUAACAUCUUUUUGAUUAACCAAUUUGGAGAAGUACGAAAAAAUAAACUUAAGGUUUUUUUGGUAAUACGGUUCAUUACCGUACGGAAUCGUGUUGCGAGACUACGUAAGAUCUGAUUUCUGUAACUACUUAUUUUUACGAUUCGUUGAAAAGUUUAAAAGGGAUAUACUUGCUUCGAUGACCUAAUUAAACGCAAGUGUUUAUAGGAAACCAUGUACAGUGCACUGGAUUACAAAAUGUACAUUGUGUACACAGCAUACUCCUUCUGUUACAUAGUGAUAUUAGUACAUUUCUAAGAACUUUAAAUCGGAUCUAUUAAACUAGAUUUAAUGUAUGUACACGUACAAGUAUAUCGCUCUACUAAUAUUUUUAUCGAUACGUUGCACGGAAACUUCAAGGAAAGUGUACAUAAAGCAUACACGAUUCCCCCGUAUGUCUGUUUGCAAGAUGCAAAUAUAAAAAGCGAAUUAUAUAGCGCGAGGUUUCGGCUUUCGUCGAGAUACCUUACGAGCAAUUUCGCUCUGCAUAAAUUUCGAGCUUUCCUUUUCGACCUGUACUUUUCUUUUUAAUCGAUAUGCAAAAUUGGUAUCUGUAAAAAUAAAUGUAAAGCACAAACUCGGCAUCGAGCUAGUUACGAAUUAAUUAGCAAUGCUCGAACUUAUGUUGCAACAAAAAAAUGUAUAUAUUAUUUAU